Lichtheimia ornata is the source of this 897-nucleotide messenger RNA. RefSeq lists its product as uncharacterized. Bases 1 to 897 code for a protein of 298 amino acids. The transcript is spliced from 3 exons. Lineage: Eukaryota; Fungi; Mucoromycota; Mucoromycetes; Mucorales; Lichtheimiaceae. The record is from RefSeq and is a predicted model, not a curated record.
AUGCUAUAUCCAUCCUCUUUGUUCGCCAGUGCAUCGGCUCUGUUAUUAGCUGCUACCGCUGUAGUAGCAAGUCCUCUUCAAGCUCGUGACGAUGUCAUGACACCCACCCCUGGGGUGCAAGUUAUGAUUAAUAGUGGACAAGAUUUUUGUCUCUUUUUGCCUCCCCAGCCUGGAUUGGAGGUGGCUCCUCAUGAAAGUGAUGGCAAGCCUUUCUGCUCAGAGGAAGGUGCUAUCACUGGUGCACAAAAGUUUCCCGAUGGUUUCAUCACGGUAGCACACUAUGCAAAGAAGGAAAACAGCUAUGAACAAGUCACUGGCUUCUUUAACCGCGAUGCGUAUCAACUUUUGGCUACUGAUGGUGGUGGACAAUACGACAACCAUGCCAGUGGCAAACCUACCGGCGCCACAUGCAAAGGAUACAACUAUUUCGUGAGCAUGAUUGAACCCGACAUUGAGCGUUUUUGUAUCCGUUGUUGUCAAAGCAAGGCUGAUUGCCCCACGGGUCGCUCCGAAUACGGCUGCUUACGUAUCAUUGAUGGUGAUUACUCCAAGGAUGAUGAUGGCACAGCUGAGCAUCAAGAUAACAGCUACCUUGAAGAACCUGUUCAUUCGGCAUGGGAAGCUCUUCCUGGUGCUGUUCGUACCCUUGAACAACAAACAGCCGAUCACAUCCCUCAAGAUCAAAUUAAAGAACAAUGGAACAGCUUUUUGAAUGACCUUCAAGCAAGCUAUCCUGAAUCUGCCGAUGCAGUCAAGGAUUUACAGUCAGCCACUGCCAACAUCAGCACCGAACAAGAAUGGAAAGAAUUGAUCGAUGCUCUUCGUCGCAACAUUGAUUCCUCCUCCUCCUCCUCCUCAUCCACUGAAGGUGCUCAUGAUAAUCAAGCUACUUGGUAG